AUGGUGGAGAUUUACGGACCGUUCAUCUUCAUCAAACUUGUCUACAAUCCCGCCGCGAGGCCGUGCAAAUGCUCUGUACCUCGAUGCCGCGGAAACUACACGGGGGACACGAAGGUGCACGUCUUCAAGUUCCCGAGAGAUCAAGCUCUAAGGGACGCUUGGAUUCGCGCUGUGCCACGGGAAAACCUCACGGUCACCGAACAUUCCAGGGUAUGUGAACUUCAUUUCAUGGACGAGGACAUUAUUCGAGACGCGACGCAUACAGAUCAAGCAACUGGCCGCGUAAUGACAGUGCCGCUAUCUCAUGUGCGCCUUCGCCCAGACGCUGUACCGUCGAAGUUCCCGAAUCAUUCGAGCUACUUGUCCAGAAAGACCGCGAGGAGGGAAGAUCCUGACUCCAAGCGCGCGCGAAUAGAGAAUGCAGCCCUUCAGAAAGCCAUCGCUGAAUCCAACGAGGCAUUUAUCAGAGCACGCGAGGAGGAUAAAGUCAACAGUGUGAGCGAACUUGCCAACCACUUAAGGAGCCAAGGGAUGAAGUUCUGGGAUGUUAUCGAAAGAAAUGAAAGGCUUCUUCUCAUUCACAUUGUCGACGAUGAAGCACCGUGGUUGAAAUACUCUGUUUGUGUGAAAGGAGAUUUGAGCGUGACACUACACGUUAUGAAAACGGCCGUAAAAAAGCUCGGUGCAAAUCUCUGCGUUCCCGAAAUCGCUAACAGUAAAAGGGGUAUGGUGGAACUCCUGGAAGGCAUCGAGAAGUGGGACUGUGACCUGAUGCCCAACUCAGUCGCCGAAAUUUGCGAGGCCGUUUGUUUACUGCUUGAUCAGCUUUGCACGUCCCAAGCAGAAGAUGACGCCAACUGUAUUCAAUUUCUGAAAGAGCAAGUCACCUUGCACCUAUCGAAAAAACAGCGCAGGCGCUACUCUGCUGAUUUCAUGAUGUUUUGCUGUAUUGUUUUCACUAUAUCGCCCCAUGUAUACGCGUUCAUACGUAGCCAUGGAAGCAUCACCUUGCCGCAUCCUAUGACGAUAAGAUCAGUGUGCUCGUCUUAUGGUAUGAGUCCUCAACAAGAGCAUCAGAGUGAAACAUUCCUCAGCUACAUGACAACAAGAAUUUCUGACCUGAAAGAUGACCAGCGCUUUGUCACAGUUAUGGUUGAUCAAAUACAUAUAAAACCUUACUUUGACUACAAAGGAGGCAAUAUUACCGGCGCUGCAAUUAAUAGAAAUGAAGCUGCCAACUGUGCGCUCGUUUUCAUGGAAGACGUUAUCUUCAACGUCUUCGAGUAG
Messenger RNA from Dermacentor silvarum, 1287 nucleotides. RefSeq lists its product as uncharacterized. The record is from RefSeq and is a predicted model, not a curated record. The coding region runs from base 1 to 1287 and encodes 428 amino acids. The transcript is spliced from 4 exons. Lineage: Eukaryota; Metazoa; Arthropoda; Arachnida; Ixodida; Ixodidae.